AUGGAACGAGAGCCUGGCAACAUUGAGAGACAAGCAGCUCUUGAAGACGAUUCUCUCAAAUUUUGUAGCCAAGAAAUUGAUUUGCCGGCAACGACCUCAGACUCCAGACAAUACACGCAAACCAAUUGUCCCGUCCACAACCGACCAUUUCUGGAACCUUCUCGCCCAAAGAUUCCUCCUGGCGUACACCCCUCUCAACGGCUCGAAUACACUCCAUCCUACGAGCUUCCAGUGGGGAUGUCAGGAGGCUGCAGAGUUGGAACUUCUUCCUCCGCCGGAUGCAUUUGCGCAUACAAUCCAGAUAUAUUGAACGAAGAGAUCAUCCGCGAGAUGGAAGUAAUCAUCCAGGAAGCAAAAGAAGAAGGAGAAAAACAGGAAAAGGAAAAGUCCACCUAG
Messenger RNA from Bipolaris victoriae FI3, 396 nucleotides. RefSeq lists its product as hypothetical. The record is from RefSeq and is a predicted model, not a curated record. Bases 1 to 396 code for a protein of 131 amino acids. NCBI's taxonomy places the organism in Eukaryota, Fungi, Ascomycota, Dothideomycetes, Pleosporales, Pleosporaceae. The transcript has a single exon.